Rhopalosiphum padi (bird cherry-oat aphid) is the source of this 2016-nucleotide messenger RNA. Its product is annotated as saccharopine dehydrogenase-like oxidoreductase. The transcript is spliced from 10 exons. The record is from RefSeq and is a predicted model, not a curated record. Lineage: Eukaryota; Metazoa; Arthropoda; Insecta; Hemiptera; Aphididae. Gene Ontology annotation, biological process: glycolipid biosynthetic process. The coding region runs from base 223 to 1575 and encodes 450 amino acids. Gene Ontology annotation, cellular component: plasma membrane; lipid droplet; mitochondrion.
CAACUAGCGUCAUUUCCGUCAAAAACAACAUGCGCAAUAUGCACUACUCAACAACUUGUAGUUUUUCUGCGUGUUGUUUCAUUUUUUAACGUGUCGCUUUCGUUUGACAUUUCAAUUUCGAUCGAUUUCCCCUUAAGUCUUAUAUUGACGCAGACGUGUUCUAUGAUAGUUGUUUUUCUGACUUAGCAUCUAAGAUUACCAACAUAGAACUUAGUAGCAAAAAUGGAAAGUAAAAUACUCGACCAGGAAACCAUUGUUGAACACAAUCUGGCCAAUGAACAAAUUGCUAAUUUAAAAUCAAAACGCAAAUACGAUAUAAUUGUUUUUGGCGCCUCAGGAUUCACUGGACAAUUUGUUGUUAUGGAAAUGGGUCACUUUUCUCAAAUCUACAAUUUGACUUGGGCUAUUGCUGGGCGUAACACUGAUAAAUUACAAGAUGUAUUAGAUAAAAUGUAUAAAACUAUUGAUGGUUAUGAAGAUAAUAAAAUUGAUAUUAUUUAUGCCGAUGUACAAGAUAUUAAAACUAUAAUGAGAAUGUCUCAAACAACUUCCGUGGUUAUAAAUUGUACUGGACCGUACUAUAUCUAUGGAGAAGUUGUAGUCAAAUCUUGUGUUUUGACAUCUACUCAUUAUGUAGAUGUAACUGGUGAAUCAUUAUUUAUGGAGAAAAUGGUGUAUAUUUAUAAUAAACAAGCUGAAGAAAACAAUUCAAUAAUUGUUAGUGCACUUGGUAUGGAGAGUGUGCCUGCUGACCUCGGUGUGGAAUAUUUAUACAAAAAUUUUAGUGGUGAAUUGAAGAAUGUUGACAUAUACAUGAAACUUUAUAGCAGUUCGUAUGUAUUAACUAAUAGUGCAUUGAUACACGAUGGUACUUGGAUAAGUGCUAUAUUACAUUUGGCUACUAAAAAACAACGAUUAUACUACCGAAAUCUAUUAGAUGAAUUAAUGGGAAUAACUAGAGUAAAACCGAAUGUUUCCAAGAUAUUACAUAGACGGAAAAUCAGUAUGCAAGUUGACUCCAAAGAAUGGUGUUUGGCUUUCCCAGAACCAGAUCAAGCUGUUAUUGCUAGAUCAGUGCAUCAUGCCAAAACUAUAGAUAAUUUGCCUUAUAAUUUUAAUGUUCGAAACUAUAUGGUUUUUGGUAGUUUAAUAUCAGCUAUUAUUGGUUUAUUCAUAUUUGUACUGUUAUCAAUCAUGGCUGCAUUUGAACCAAUUAGAAUUCUCCUUGUUCGGUAUCCAAAAUGGUUUUCAUUCGGGAUUGCUACAAAAACAGGUCCAAAUGAAAAACUCUUGGAAAAUUCACGCAUGUCAUUAACUUUGAUUGGUCAAGGAACAACAUCUAAUACUUCUACAAGACAAACUGUUAUUAAGGUCAAAGCUAAAAACCCAGGUUAUGGAUUCACUAGUAAAGCUGUUGUCUUGGGAGCUAUAACUAUAAUAAAAGAUCAAAUUAAUAUUCCUAAAGGGGGAGUUUUAACACCGGCUUCUGCAUUCCGUAAUACACAAUUUGUGAAACGUUUAAUGGAUCACGAUGCUGCAGAUUUUGAAAUUGAAUCUGAUUUAGUUACUCACUGAGAACAACAAGAAUUAUUUUAAGUCUAGUCUAUUGUUACAUCUAGCUGUUUUCUGUCUUUCAUUAUAUUCAAAAUUUAUUCCAUUAAAAUUUUCUUUAGAAAUGUUAAAAUAAAAUUGUUUUUGUUUUUUUUUAUUUUAUUUUAAUAUUUUAUAUUGUGAUUGUUUAACCUAGUUUUCCAUAAUAUUAUGUAACUCUUUAUCUAACAAAAUUUAAAAUGUUUUAUUGUUUUUGUUAUUUUAUGUUUAUAAAUCAUACUGUAUCUUAUGACAUACGAGUACACCUACAUUCCGAAAAAGAUUAUAUACAGAAAGUAGUAUAGUUUUAUGACUGAUUGUUAUUUUAUACAACUGAUAUAAAUAUUAACCGAUUUACCAAUUGGUUAAUAUGUAAAUGUAUAAUCAAAUAAAACCUAAAAAAAUUAAGAAUUGUAUGUAUUCAUA